Epinephelus lanceolatus (giant grouper) is the source of this 1591-nucleotide messenger RNA. It is a transcript of the gene aimp2, whose product is annotated as aminoacyl tRNA synthetase complex interacting multifunctional protein 2. The record is from RefSeq and is a predicted model, not a curated record. Gene Ontology annotation, cellular component: aminoacyl-tRNA synthetase multienzyme complex. Lineage: Eukaryota; Metazoa; Chordata; Actinopteri; Perciformes; Serranidae.
UCCUGUGUGACCGGGAGCGUCGGGUCGGCCGCCGCUGCUGCUGCCUGUCAACACCGCACAUCCCCCUGAAGACGUCUGUGUCCGGGAAUUUUUGUUUUUAAUCGUUUGUGUGUGACAGAGCACUAAGUGUCCUCCACCAUGCCCAUGUACCAGGUAAAGCCCAUCUGUGGGGGUCACAUAGCGACCGAUUUACCAACCUGCAUGUACAAGUUACCAAAUGUCCACGCGCAGCAGGGGAACAGCUGCACCUCUGAGCACGCGCUUCAGAAUGGCGAGGUGGACCCAGCAGUCAAAGCUCUGGAGGCCCGGCAGGACGAGAUAAUGAGAAAACUGUACGAGCUGAAAGCGGCUGUGGAGGGCCUGGCCAAGACAGUGACCACCCCAGAUGCCGAUCUGGACCUGACAGUCAGCAGCAGCCUCUCCUCCCAAAGCCCCAGCUCCACGACCUUUAAAGGCAUCACAGACCUGGACACACUACUGGGCAAGGACCUUGGUGCUCUCCGUGACAUCGUCAUCAACGCCAACCCGGCACAGCCACCCCUGACCCUGCUGGUGCUCCACAGCGUGUUGUGUCAGCGCUAUCGGUUGCUCUCCACCGUCCAUGUCCACUCCUCGGUCACCAGUGUGCCGCCACAGCUCCUGUCCUGCCUCGGUCCACGUCACGCAGACAGCUAUGCUCGCCAGAUGUUCCAGCUGGGCUUCACCCUCAUAUGGAAAGAUGUCCCCAAACUGCAGAUGAAGUUUAGCGUCCAGAACAUGUGUCCCAUCGAAGGUGAGGCCAACGUGGCGCGCUUCCUCUUCAAGCUGCUGUCUCCCUACCCCAGUGACCCUGCCAUUGCCACACUGGUGGACAGCUGGGUGGACACAGCUUUCUUCCAGCUGGCAGAGGGCAGCGCCAAGGAGCGAGCUGCCGUCCUACGCGCCCUGAACUCCGCUCUGGGCCGGAACCCCUGGCUGGCAGGGCCCGAGUUCUCCCUGGCCGACAUCGCCUGCUAUUGCUGCGUGCUGCAAAGUGGCUCCGCGUCCUCUACACCCUCUAACGUCCAGCGCUGGAUCAAGUCCUGUGAGAACCUGGGCCACUUCAACCCUGUCAAGCUAUUUCUGCAGUGACUGGCGCUGUCCCAGGACCGGCCACCUGUAGGGUGUCUAACCCAAGCAAAGUGAGAGAAGGGCAUUAGAAUAUUAAAAUACCCCAGCCAUGUCUGGAUCCCCCUCUGAUGCUUCCCUCCUUACUGUAAUAUAUCACAGAACUGACAGAGACUCAGUAGAAGCAAUAUGGUUGACAGUUUAAGUAACUUAAGGGUAUCUGUUUCUGCCAUGCUGCUUUUGUAUAUUCUAAAGCUAUUUUAUGAAAGGGAGGAAGCAUGAGAGGACUGUAAAGACAAGGGGUUGGUGAUGGAUUCAAUCAAAGGUACUGACAGAAGAAACACACUGUACACCUUCCACCCACUUUGUGCCUAACAUGAUCCUGUUCUAAAUGUGUGGUUUAAUGUGGUGGUGUCCAGUAUUACAAGUUGUUUUCACAAGUAAUACUUUGCACCAUUUGUUUUACUGAAACCAUUAAAAUUUCCACUUUGGAUCAAACUUUGAA